UUAGUCAAUUAUACAGUACAAUUACAAUUGUAGCAGGUCUUCCAAAGACAACCAAGCAAAACUCUACUGCCAAGUCUAGGAUAGAGCAUGCAAAUAUCUAAUUUGCAAUACUGCUUCAAGACGAUAGGACAGUGGAUUACACUCCCCCAUCACACCCACAUUGGACAACAGCCAGCGUUGCUUAAGCAAGAUCAGCAUGCUAGAAAUCACAUGGAGUACCACCCCUUGGACAGCCAACAUGCAGCAGGCCAUCAUGAUUGGAGAUGAUCUGGUGAAUGAUGUCGGCGGGGCUCAGCAGUGCAGGAUGAAGGCUCUACAAGUGAGGAUGGGAAAGUACAGGCCCAGCGAUGAGAAGCACCCCACGGUCAAGGCAGACGGUUAUGUGAACAACUUGGCUGAAGCUGUGGACAGGAUCCUGAAACACUUGGGUGAAUGAAGGUGGUGUCAAGGGCGCUAGCACUGAGAUUCAUUCAACACAGGGCUCCUUUAGUAGAGAAGUGCCCCUUUGAUAACACGUACUGCACCAUGACGACUCAUUAGUGGCUAACCCACUAAACUUGUUUAAUAGUAGGAACCUGACAUUGUAACUACAUGCAUGUUAGACAAGUCUGACACAUGAAAGGGAUUUAUUAAGUUCUUAAAUAAAUACAUGAGAAUUGUUAUGGUGUCUCUUUUUAUUUAGCUUAUAUACGUGGGUGGGAACAUGAAUGGCCUUUGUCAUUGUGACAGAGAUCACACAUCAGUCUGGGAUGUUGUGGACGUUGCAAAGUAUGACCCCACUAUUUAAAUAAUUCAUUUUAUAAACAAAAUGCCAGCAUUGUAUUUUGUAAAGUAUGAGUGUUGAGAAGAAAAGCUUUCAUUUUAGCUUCAGGCCACAUGCUUGUAGAAUGUGGUUUUCUUAACGAGAAUUACCCUAAACUGAAUCAGGUUAAAACUAAACACAUUUCUUUUUGUAAUUUCUUAGAAAACCCCAAAUUAGACUCCACUCGACGAAGGAGGAUGGCCUUGCAGACUAUUUUACCACACUACGUUUACACAGGAAUUCAGUGCUUUGUCUUUACUUCAGAAAAUCAGAGUAGUUCUAACGCCAGCCACAGAAAGAGG
Messenger RNA from Polyodon spathula (Mississippi paddlefish), 1104 nucleotides. Its product is annotated as phospholysine phosphohistidine inorganic pyrophosphate phosphatase-like. Lineage: Eukaryota; Metazoa; Chordata; Actinopteri; Acipenseriformes; Polyodontidae. The record is from RefSeq and is a predicted model, not a curated record. The transcript has 3 exons. The coding region runs from base 197 to 436 and encodes 79 amino acids.